AGGUGGUGCGGAGGGGAGGGGGUGGUGGGAGGGAGAGGGCCUGGCUGGAAAUGUUUGAGCCAGAGAGUUGAGCAGCAGAUCGGCCACUCGUGUUUCCUGCGCUGUUGCUGCUGUGAGAGAAAAUCCUAGGCAUGGGCCUCUGGCACUCGACUCCACGCGGAGAAUGACAACAGCUCACACGGUCGCUAGCUGAGACGGGAGGAGUCCGAUCGCCGCACAAGGUGCCUCUUGAAGGGAAAGAAAAAGAAAACAGAAAGGGGGGAGAGAGAGAGAGUGUGUGUGUGUGUGAGAGAGAGAGAGAGAGAGAGAGAGACGAAGAGGCAGUGCGGAACACCACAUUGAGAUCCUUGACAGAAAGUGCCUUGUCUGACGACGUCCCUACUUGAAGCUUGCUCGCUAUUUAUCCGCCGUGCUUUUUUCAACAGAAACUAGCUCACCCACCAAACCUCCUGCCCUCUGUCUGUGCACACCGAGCCACCAAGCCAGAGACAAAACCUGAGUGGAAAACAUCUUGACAGCCUUGUCAGAGAAUCCGGCGGCCUUGCCAAAGCACAGAGAGCGAGGAGAGAAGCCACCGCCGCCAAAGUUCCACCCCCCGUCUCUCCCCACGCACAGAAUACAUAUUACUCUCCUGAAGGAGAACGAUUGCGUGAAAAUAGCGUGAGUCAACUACUCCGUGUCCACCCCUCUCACAACCCCACCUCCAUUCCUCCUCCUCCUCCUCCUCCUCCUCCACCCUCGCAGAAAAGGACAUUACAGGAAGGCACGGACGGACGGUCUCUCUCAGUCCACACUACGAGCAUGUCCCCUCUGUCCCGCAGGCUGCCUGCACCUGGGACUGAGUGACGGAUGAGUGUCGUCGCUGUGAUUGACAGUUCUGCUCAAGGCGGCCGUCUCCCGUGCUGCCACUCUCCGGAGGCGCUGCUUUGCUCGAAAACUCAGACAACAAAAACAACAGACAUAUUUUGGCAUCAACAACAGAUUUGGGCCAACUCUAUGUGACAUACUUUUUUAGAUUGUGUAUUUUUGUUUUUAUUCUCAAUUGAAACCCGCCCCAGCUGUCCCCCACCUCUGUCCUUUUAACACCUUGUCUUAAAGUGACUGCUAGCCUUUGCGUCACCUCAGCUGUUUGCUAUGGCUUUGAACAUCGCCUCGAUACGAGACACAAAAUGGCUGACCCUGGAAGUGUGCCGUCAGUUUCAGAGGGGGACCUGCUCGCGCAGUGACGAGGAAUGCAAAUUCGCCCACCCGCCCAAGAGCUGCCAGGUGGAGAACGGGAGGGUGAUCGCCUGCUUUGACUCGCUAAAGGGCCGGUGUACAAGAGAAAACUGCAAGUACCUGCAUCCGCCAGCGCACCUGAAGACUCAACUGGAGAUCAAUGGGCGAAACAACCUGAUACAGCAGAAGACAGCGGCAGCCAUGUUGGCUCAACAGAUGCAGUUCAUGAUCCCAGGCACAACCAUGCAGCCAGUGCCUACGUUCCCGAUGAGCCAGGGUCUCGGCUCAAAUCACGGCUUGAGCUACGCCCCUUACCUGACGCCCAUGAGCCACGGCAUGGGCCUGGUUCCCACAGAGAUGCUCCCCAGCACCCCUUGCAUGGUUCCCGGCAGCCCGCCCAACAACAUGCAGAGCUCCUCCUCCUCGCAAAAGCUUCUGCGGACCGACAAGCUGGAGGUGUGUCGUGAGUUUCAGCGGGGCAACUGUGCCCGGGGCGAGACGGACUGCCGCUUUGCGCACCCCAGCGACAGCCCCAUGAUUGACACGAGCGACAACACGGUGACGGUGUGCAUGGACUACAUCAAGAGCCGUUGCUCGCGCGAGAAGUGCAAGUACUUCCACCCGCCCACGCACCUGCAGGCCAAGAUCAAAGCUGCACAGCACCAGGCCAACCAGACGGCUGUGGCAGCGCAGGCCGCCGCAGCCGCUGCCAUGACUCAGUCGACUGCCAAAGCAAUGAAGCGACCCCUCGAGGCAACUGUAGAUCUGGCCUUCCCCCAUAGCAUGCUGCAGCCCCUACCAAAGAGACAAGCCCUGGAGAAGAGCAAUGGGGCCAGCACCCUCUUUAACCCCAGCGUCUUGCACUACCAGCAGGCCCUGGCUAACGCCCAGCUUCAGCAGUCUGCCGCUUUCUUUCCCACAGUACCCAUGAUGUACAGUGCUUCGCCUGCUACUGUCUCUGCAGCAACAACUCCUGCCACAAGUCCCUACGCAGCAACAGCACCAGCCAAUCAGUUGCUAAUAACACCGAAGUCAUGGGUUUAACUCGAAGCCAACUCUCCCACUGAUAACAUUUUACCUCUCCUAUAUCAUCAUCCUGAAAUAGGCCACAGGAGGGGAACUGUGUGUCAAGAAGCUGCACUAAGAAGCCCAAAACAGUCCAUCUGUAAAUACUACUACCCCACACCCGUAGAGCUACAGCAACCUGCAUGCUAAAACUACACAACCUACCAAUCAAACUGAUACUUAUACCAUGUGAAGUGCUGAUGUAAUAUAAACAGUGUAAAUGUACUGCUAGGGGAAAAAAUCUACAUAUAGACAUUGAAAUGAUACAAUUGGACUAUGACAAAGAAGAGUUGAAGAAAACAAAUAUGUACAGCACAUGCGUUCUCAAGGCGGAAACAGCGAUUUCAUUUAAAUGAUUGUUCCUUCGUCAGGUAACGUGAAUCCUUUUCAUAUUUGUUUUGUUCUGAAAAUCUGACUCUGCACAAUGUUCAUCCUAGGGAGAAGAUUUAAAAAAUAUAUGUCUUAUUUGCACUGUUCUAAAAGAAAAUAGUGCUUAAAAUGAAGUGCUUAAUUGUUUUGAAUGGGAAUAGUCACAGAGAAGUCCCUCAAAAGCAUGUCUUAGAAACCCGCUGAUCUGGCUUGCCUAUAGUUUGUGCUCCAGGCAUGAGGGAUUGCUUGAUUUAUCCUUUUUUUUUUUUUUGCUUAUUCAUUUUACUAAUUUGACAAACAGAAACAUGAAUGUCAAAGGCAAGACCAGCUCUAUUUUUUUUUUUUUUUUUUUCUUUUCUGCUGACCAGCUGUAGUUUUUGUGUCUUCUGAAUGUGCUCCCCUUGCCAAACCUCUCGGACGACAACACCUUUCUCUCAUUGUGUUUCUGGACCUGCUUGACAAACCUCAACAGUGGGAAAGUAAACAUUAAUUUUCCAUCCAGACAUUCUGCUCGAUACGAACAAAAAAAAAAGGGGGAAAUGAAGAGAUUUAUUCCAGAAAGAAACAUGCCCACUGGCCACCGACGUGCCACAAUCUGGAUUCUGUCUGUGACUCCAAAAAGGACUGUAUUUGUUCUGCUCCAUUGGUUUGGUUUUUUGUUUUGGGUUUUUUUCCUCCCUGCGUUUUCCAUCAUUUGGGGGCAGGAGGACUAUUUGUGUGUGUGCAUAUACGUGUGUAUGUGUGUGUGUGUGUGUGUGUGUGUGUGUGAGGCAGAGGCUAUGUAUGUGUCUGUGUGCAUCAAGGGUGAACGUUAGGGGGGGGAAAACAUGUGGCCAUCUGGGAUUUACAUGUGGCUUCUAAUCUGUGCCAAGGGCUUAUACCAAGCUGGUAAACUGCUGAGAAUACAUAUACAGACACAUACAUACGCACGCACACACACACACACAAUGUAAACCUUGUGUAUCCUAUAGGCCCAUUUGUCCUUAAAGUCCAGUCUAAGGGAGCACUUACACCAAUGAGAGAAGUUGGAUGCGAAACCAGAGGAAAUGGAGGGGGCACAAGCUAGUGCUUAGGCUCCCAACGGGGCAGGAGUCUUUCUUUUCUUCUUUUUUUCCUUUUUUUCCCUUUUUUGUCAUGCUAAAGGACUUUCUGUAUGGAGGGCUAUCUCUGACUGACUACUGCCAGGGUGCUCUCACCUGGAAUCCUGUUUUAUUUGACAAACAGUAGAAAAGUGCCUAAACAUAAUCUUUUACACAGCAGACAUCUUGAGAAGAUGCUGGUGUCUUGGAAGGAAGAAAAAAUAAACUCCUCCACAAGCACUCAAACACAUACUCACACACACACACACACACACACACACACAUACUCACACACACUUUGGAGUUGUAAGUCCCCCAAAUAGUUUGACAUGUAAGAAAGUUUUUAGAAAAGGAGAAAAAAUCUUCAAUGGUUAAACACAAUUCAUUCACAAAUGAUGGUUAAGUCUGUUUCACCAUGUUAUAAUACAUCAUUCAACACCAAAUGUACUUCUCACCAGAAAAUAACUGUUGACAGACUGAUGGGCGGAAUGUUCAGUAAUUAUUUGAUAAUGUAAUCUUUGUUUGUAGUAUUGUUUAUUUUUGUAGUUCAUACUGGAAAAGGUAAUUGAGUGGGAAAGACAAGAAAUGUAAUGUGAUGUUAUUCAUUGUCUGUAAUAUGUAUAUAUCUGUGUGUAUUCAUAGUCAUUUCAAUAUACUCUCGAUGAACACCUUAAGUGACAUACGAAUAACAACCACCAAGAUCAUUCAAGUCAGGACUAUCACCAGGGCCAGUGUGUCUGUUUUUAUGCCAUGGUAUAGUCCCACUCUUGUCAAAUCAAUUUCCAUUUUAUUAUCUUAUAUAUUUUACUAUUUCUCUACUACAGAGUGCAUUUUGCUCUACAGCAGUAGAACGGACGAUGAAGUACACGCAGCCUUCUAUUUCCCUUUCUCUCAUGUGUGGCUACGUAUGUGUGUGUGUGUACGGAAAAGUGUGUAUGUGUUUGGGUAAAGGGUAUGUGAGGGUGUCUUGCAUGCAUGCAUGUGUGUGUGUGUGUGUGCACAUGCCUGUGCACAUGUUGGUGUGUUAAAAGAAAAAAAAAUCAAAUCGGAAUCAUGAUGUAUUUUCAUGGUGCUUUGAUGAACACAGACAAUCCACAGACUUCUUUGGUUCCACAAGAUUAAGGCACUGGUCUUAGUUAUUUUUUCUUUUCUUUUUUCUCUAUCAUUUAGGUUUCUUCACAAAAGUUACAGUUUUAAUGUAAUUUUUGAUGUGGAAAGUCAUUUAAAUAUAUUUUAAUUUCAUUUAUUUGUUUUGUUAAAUAAUAGUUCUAGAACAAUGUUGUAACCUAUAUUUUAAAAUGAAUGUAAUUUAUUAAGCUGUGCUUGUCUCUGCAUGGUUGGUCCCUCAGCUGACUCCUCCCGGAGGGUCAGUUUUGUCCGUGAGAGCCAGGAAGAGAGGCUGAAGUCUCUGACUCCCUGGUAGUCAUUGGCUCUCUCUGUCUGUUUCUCAUCCUUUCAGCAACAGAGGACAAUGCAUUGCAGUGAAAGCAAGGCUUUGGAAUUGCUUGUAUUAUGUAAAACAACAACAACGACAACAACAAAAAUGUUUAUUGUAUAGGUAACAUUUUACCAAAAAAAAAAAUAUAGAAAAAAAAUACUUUACACUGUAGUAUAAUAGUUAUUUCAUAACAAUAUUAAGUUGUUGCUGUGGCAACCUGAAGUUGCAAUGACUAAAGUUCGGUAUUUUUGUAAAUGUUUGUUCAGUUCAUUUUUUUUUUUUUUAGAACACAGUACAACAUUAGAUUGUGAUGCAGAUAUGGGAUCAUUUCCUGUUAUGUUGAGAUUGUAUACCCUUUUUUUCUGUAGGAUUUAUCAGCCUCUGUAUCAGUGUAAGUUUUAAGAUAUGAUAGGAAGUACUUGCCAAUUGUAUUUAGUGUGAAAUAAUUUAAGAAAUAGUCCACCAACAAUAUAGUUGAGCCAUAAUCUAUUCAGCUGUUCCCCAUUUAACAUGAUUGACUAAAGGAACUCCUGGUUUUAUGAAAGGCCAGUGAUAGUUUAUAGUGAAAUAAAUAUUGCACUUUGUUCCCAUGUAAAAACAAAACAAAUUGAUGCACACUGAGUAUGGUAUGGUAUGGUAUGGCAACGUAACAAUAUCAAGCAGGUUAUUCUUGUUCAUUGCUACCCAUGACACUAUAGAAUAUAAUAUUCAACCAGCAUCUUGCAUGACAUCAUCACUUCAAAUUAGAGGUUAAUUAUACUUAAAAUGACAGUAAUAACAAUAGAAAAUAUAAUAAUGAUAUAUUGAAUGUGUGUUGUAAUACUAAAAAGUAUAUAGAGAUAUAUUAUUUUACACAGAAUAUUCUCAUUAUACACAAUUCUGUAAGCCCCAGGUUGGGAUGUGCUACACCCAAAUAAAAUAGAAAUGUUAUGACAAGUCCAACUUUAGUUAAGACGACUGAUGGUGUAAGUUUAAAAAGAAGCACUUUCUGAGCAGUUUGAUCGACUGAGCAGACACAGCUUAUCCAAACACCUUGCCUUACCUUAAGUCCACUGUUCUUAAGAUUUUAUAUUUAACAGCUCUUAAAUGUAAAAGGUUGAACUGAACCAGUCUCUUUUUUGUUGUUAUUUUGGGGGAGGGGUGGGUUGGGGUGAAGGAGAAGAAAAAAAAAAGAAACCAUGUUUUUUGCUGUGAGGCCAAAAGGAUUAACUGAUUUCCGAGAUUCAUAGAAGUUGAGUCUCCUUUUCAUUUGUUGUUAUAAUUGUCAUUGAGAAUUUGGUGGCCCUUUCGUGCCAUAAUUGGUUUUUGACUGAGGGGCAUUUAUGUAUGUUACUCAAUUUUAAUCACAAAUGCAGUUGCCCAUCUGUAUCACAAAAUAAUGACAAGAAAACUGAAUGACAGCAAAACCAACUCCUUGGAUAACAAUACUUUUUGUGUAACCAUUUCAAAACCAUUAUUUGUGCAUAUAUAUUAUGUGCUAUUUUAUGUUCUAUAGUCAAAUGUUUUUGGUUCAAGUUAAAUAGUGUAAAAUCUAUUGAAACAAAUAAAAAUAUAAGGAUUUCA
Molecule: messenger RNA, 6732 nt
Organism: Clupea harengus (Atlantic herring)
Lineage: Eukaryota; Metazoa; Chordata; Actinopteri; Clupeiformes; Clupeidae
Gene: mbnl2
Product: muscleblind-like splicing regulator 2
Biological process (GO): regulation of RNA splicing
Cellular component (GO): nucleoplasm; cytoplasm
Molecular function (GO): metal ion binding; RNA binding
Source: RefSeq, a predicted model, not a curated record